AUGGCGUUGUUCGUUGUUGAUACUACAGAUGAGACGAAGGCUUUUAUUCAAGACACUAAUAUCCUAGAACGCUUGAAUGCCGCGAACUUUGAUCUAAUUCUUGCUAAUGCCUUUAACCCAGGCUUCGCUCUAAUUGUUGAUACAUGGCGUGUACCGUUCAUCAGUGUUUCCACCAUGAGAGCUUUACCGAUGAUAGACGAUUUACUUCAUGGUUUGCCUUCAAACCCUGCAUAUGUACCAGCGGUAAAAACAGGAUACUCAGAUGAGAUGACGUUUCCUCAGAGACUGGGCAAUACAUUUGCAUACCUUGCAUCGGCUGCAAUGUUUGAGUUUCUUUUGCUAAAACCAUUCAAAAGUAUACAGCAAAGGCAUAACAUCCGACCAGAGCUUUCAUACAGGAGUUUAUGUAGAAAUUCGGAGUUAGUACUUUUCUGUUCUGAUUUUGCAUUCGAUUAUCCCCGCCCUAUGAUGCCGCAUGCUAUUUAUAUUGGUUCAUUAACAGCAAGAACCCCAGACCCUCUUAGUCAG
Messenger RNA from Saccoglossus kowalevskii, 528 nucleotides. RefSeq names its product UDP-glycosyltransferase 3A1-like. NCBI's taxonomy places the organism in Eukaryota, Metazoa, Hemichordata, Enteropneusta, Harrimaniidae. The record is from RefSeq and is a predicted model, not a curated record. Gene Ontology annotation, molecular function: UDP-glycosyltransferase activity.